Messenger RNA from Nelumbo nucifera (sacred lotus), 2325 nucleotides. NCBI's taxonomy places the organism in Eukaryota, Viridiplantae, Streptophyta, Magnoliopsida, Proteales, Nelumbonaceae. The record is from RefSeq and is a predicted model, not a curated record.
UGCUGCCCACAACCCCCUAACUGUCUAACCCUUUUCGUUUUUGUCUUUCUGAUGAGUGAACUAAAAAGACUGGUCUUUCUUCUUUCACUCUUUCUCUGAAUCUCUUCUCAAUUCUCAUUUGAAACUUGGAAAGUUGACAGAGGAAGUUUUAUCUAGACCUUCUGGUGACUUAGUGACUCUGGUUCGAUCUAUCUCAUCAUCUAGAGAGUGGAGGCUGAGGGCUGAAAGCACAUCGGUCAUCGCACAACACAAUCAACACUACAGUCGUUCGUCCGUCCAUCAACAGAGUGCCAGCAGCAGUUCAACUCCCCAACGCCUAUUUGCUUCAAAGGGGAAUUGGUUCAGUUCAACGUCCCAAUGAUUUUGGUUCAUCUAGAAGCCGAAAUCAGAAUCAAUCGAAACUUUUCGCUUCUGAUAAAAAGCCUCAGUCGCAGCAUAUGAAGAAGAAGUGAACCAAAAUUAAGCCGGCAGAGAAGAAGAGGGUAAGCCUCGCUAGCGCUCUGUUUUACUCAAGGAGGCAGGAGGCUUGAUUGUUGAGAGUAGGGGUUCAAGCCGCAAAGUUGCCAUAUUUAUUCAUCUGUCCGGUUGCCGCCUUGGAAUUGGAGGUCGUAGAACCGUAGAAGCCAUCACCUGUUGUCUGGUCAUUGUUCAAAGUUUCAAACUUCCAUCGCCGGUAGAAGUCGUCAUCUACACUUCUGUCACAUUCAGCCGAUUUUCAUAGUAGCAUAUUCAUUACUCAAAGAAAUGGAACAAAGAUUGGCAAACACUUGGCGGAUGACAGUUAAUGAAAAGAAGUUUAUUGAGACAGCGUUACUUUCGGACCUCAGGGUUGAUGGUCGUCGUCCUUUCGAUUAUCGUCGGUUGACUGUUAAGUUUGGGAGAGAGGAUGGAUCUUCAGAAGUGCAGCUAGGACAGACUCAUGUUAUGGGAUUUGUCACUUCUCAACUAGUACAACCAUAUCGAGACAGGCCAAAUGAAGGAACCCUUUCUAUAUAUACUGAGUUUUCACCAAUGGCUGACCCUUCAUUUGAGGCGGGGCGUCCUGGGGAGUUUGCUGUGGAACUUGGACGAAUAAUAGACCGAGGUUUAAGGGAGAGCAGGGCAAUAGAUACAGAGUCACUUUGUGUGCUUGCUGGAAAGUUAGUCUGGUCCAUUCGUGUUGAUCUUCACAUUCUUGACAAUGGAGGGAAUCUGGUUGAUGCUGCUAAUAUUGCUGCUUUGGCUGCACUACUGACAUUCCGAAGGCCAGAAUGUACAUUAGGUGGUGAAGAUGGUCAGGAAGUGAUAAUUCAUCCACCUGAGGCGAAGGAGCCACUCCCUUUGAUAAUACAUCAUCUUCCUAUAGCAGUAACCUUUGCAUUUUUUGGUGAUGGGAACACUGUGGUGAUAGAUCCAACUCACAGUGAAGAGGCUGUUAUGGGAGGAAGAAUGACUGCCACAUUGAAUACAAAUGGUGAUGUCUGUGCUGUCCAAAAAGCAGGUGGAGAGGGUGUCAUGCAGAAUGUGAUUAUGCAGUGUUUGCGAAUUGCUUCUGUGAAGGCUACUGACAUAACAAGCAAAAUAAAAAAUGCGGUUGAAGCAUACAAAACAGAAAGUUCUCUUAGGAAGAUCAAGCGUCACCCAUCUAUGGUUGCUAUAGAUGUCAGUGGACCUGAGAGUAAGGGUAAUCAAUCAGUUCUUCAGAAAGAAGGCAUUUUUUCAAGGCAUGAUAGGGAGAGGUCAGCAAUUAAACCAGAGGUGAGCUGUAAUAGUGAUAUUAAUGGUAAAAGUGAAAACCAAUCUCAGCAAGGAGGAAGUGGUGCAGGCAGUGACAAUAGAAGUUCCAUUGGUGGCCCAUCAAGAUGGGAUCCACAUUCACAGGGCGUCGAUCCAAUUUCCCUUAAAAUUUCUCUUUCUUCAUCUGGAAACAUAACAAGGAAUAAGGAGCAUGGAGGGGCAAGUUGUGAAAAGUCCACUGAAAUCAAGCCCGAGGAUGCAUCUUUGGAUGUUAUUUCUUCUACUCCUAUGCCAAUUGAACCAGCCGCGAUGGGACAAGGGAGUGGAGAGAAGACUUUGAGAGAUGCCGUGAAGCCCAAAAACAUGAGAAAAAAGAAAACAUCCUCCACCAAUCAUUGAGAAAAACAUGAUUAGUUAGGGAUUUUAUUUGCUUUGUUUUCAAUCUUGUAUAGUUUUGGACUUUUAUCUCCAUUUUGUAGCAGAUUAAGAAGAAAACUUUGAUGCAGCUCUCAAAAUUGUAGGUUAUAUUUGCAGUUUUAAUCCAUUACUUAUUUAAUUGGUGAUUGAUAAUUGAAGAAUGGUUGGGGGGGUGGCUAUUGUUUUUGAUUA